GAUAGAAAAUCCCCUGAAGGCUGCAGUUUGAUGCCACAACAUCCAGUUCUGCUCGUCUUCUUCUCCAAACUGGUCUGAUCCUGGGAGCCUUCAGAAGAGCAGAACAAAAGAUACAUGCAGGAGAGGAAUAGGAACAAGGAAAGGAUUCAGAUAGUUUGAAAGUUUGACCCAGUCUCACCUCCUCUGAUCCAUCGGCAUGGCAACUAUGGAAGUACUGGAGUCCUCGAGCGCCCUGAUGGAGCCUCAAUCCCUGACAGAAAUCUCAGAAGAUGAGAUCCACCUGCCUCCUUCAGAUGAAGAAGAUAACGCCCUGGCUGCCGCCAAGAAAGAUCUGCACACCGCAGAGGAACCCGACCAGGAGCAGAACGGGGCUCAGGCUUCAGACACACAAGUUAACGGGGUGAUGGUUCUGUCUUUGCUUGACAAGAUCAUCGGAGCGGUGGACCAGAUCCAGCAGACCCAGAGUGGGCUGGAGACCAGACAGCAGGAGAUGGAGCGCACGGUGACCAGCAUCCAAGGCGAGCUGACCAAGCUGAGCAAGAACCACAGCACCACAUCCAACAGCGUCAACAAGAUGAUGGAGAAGGUUCGCAAGGUCAGCAUCAACGUGAAGACCGUCCGAGCUACGCUGGAGAAGCAAGGGAGCCAGAUAAAGAAGCUGGAAACCAACGAGGCAGAGCUGCUGAAGAGGCGCAACUUUAAAGUCAUGGUUUACCAGGAUGAAGUGAAAGUUCCCUCAAAACUCAGCAUCUCCAAGUCCAUGAGGGCUUCUGAGUCUGUAUCGGGAAGCAGAGGAGGCAGUCUGUUAGAGCUUAAAGAAGCUGUGGAAGAACCUGGAGAAGCAGGAGAAGAGGAUGACAAGGAGGACAAGCCCCAUGUAGAUCUUUCUUCGGAUGAAGAAGGGCUGGAAAUUGAAGACAACAUUGAGGAGACACGAGCUGAACGCAUCAAGCGUAGCAGCCUGCAACGUGUCCAAAACCUGAAGACUGUCUUCUCCAAACAGAAGAUGGAUAAGACCAGAGCAAAGACCAAAGAGAACCUGGAGAAGACCAGACAAAAAACCAAGGAUAAC
This is a messenger RNA of Cyprinodon variegatus (sheepshead minnow), 1072 nucleotides long. Its product is annotated as polymerase I and transcript release factor-like. The record is from RefSeq and is a predicted model, not a curated record. The annotation marks the transcript as partial. Gene Ontology annotation, biological process: transcription initiation at RNA polymerase I promoter; termination of RNA polymerase I transcription. NCBI's taxonomy places the organism in Eukaryota, Metazoa, Chordata, Actinopteri, Cyprinodontiformes, Cyprinodontidae. Gene Ontology annotation, molecular function: rRNA primary transcript binding. Gene Ontology annotation, cellular component: caveola; cytoplasm. The transcript has 2 exons.